ACACACAAUCAUCCACGGUGCAAUCAUCACCACGCCACACAAACGAAACAAAACCGCCAAACCGUAUCUCAUUAGUUAGAAUACUGAGUUUGAAAUAUCAAGAGACAAAUUACGUCAUAAAUAAAUUGAAAAACGAACUUUAAUCGCUGUUGAAUUUUACCAAAUGCACUUCAAAACAACUGAUAUGUCUUUUAAAAAGUUAUGAAUAUGUGUAUUGAUUACACAUGUCGGCUUCAUUUUCUCUAAAUCAGUAAAUAUUAAAUUGAGUUCAGUCGAAUUACAGUUUUUUUGUUUGACGUCAUUUAUUUGUAUGGCCUAUUGUGUCACACACAUGCAUAUACUUGGGUAUUGAUAUUUAAAAAAGUAAAUACAUAGCUCAACAUAGCUUGUCUAUGUCUUAUGACCGAGUACCCUGAAUGGAACAUGGACGAAGGUCGAGGGCUAAUCAACAACAAUCAAAUAUAAGGAAAAGACACGCCGGCGCUGUGAAGAACUGUAUGAGAUCAAGAUUUCAAUUUGCUUGCUUAAAAAUUUAAUCUUGCUAAAUAAAAAUCAAGAUACAUAUCUGGUGAACAUCUUCAGGCCUCAACACUGCAUGCAGCCUACUCACCUGAUGUUGGUGCCCUGUGGACGAGUCACAUUGGCACGGGGAUGCCAGCAGCUGACUUAUGCCCGGCUGCUGCAUGCCUGCCAUCCCAGGCACAUCAGGGUGCCACUGCCGACCUCUGCUGUGGCGUGUGUUGAUGUCUCACGUCUGGCUAUUCAACGGUCAGGAGUACGGUCAAUCACACUCUCAGCACCUGAUUAUGCCAAGGGCAAGGAUAAGAAGAAAGAAAAAAAGAAGGGUGCGGUGAAGGUGGACGAGUCGGAGAUGGCCGAGCUGAUGGACGUGGAGGCAUUCCGCGGUCGGCUGGACGCCGUCCUCGACCGGCUCCGGGACGGCUUUAUCAAACAGUUCUCCGUGCGCACAUCCAUCGGCAGUAUCGAGACGCUGUCGGUGCCGUUUGAGGGCGACCACUACCCGCUGAACGAGUUGGCCCAGGUGGCGCGCAAGUCGGCCACCCUGAUCGUCAUCAACAGCAGCGCCUUCCCGCAGGCGGUGGGCGACAUCGUGCACGCGCUCCAGUCCGCCGGCAUGGGUCUCAACCCGCAGCAGGAGGGCACCACCGUCUACGUACAAAUACCAAAAGUAACGAAGGAGCACCGCGAGAGUUUGGUGAAAGGUGCCAAGAUGGCGUGUAACACCGCCAAGGAUAAGCUGAAAGAGGUGCAGAAUAACCAGCUGAGGGCGCUGAAGAAGGUCGACCACGUCUCCGAGGACCUGGUGCACAGUGUACAAAACCAGGUGACGGCAAUGGCGCACCAGUACAUGGCCGACGCUGAUGCCAUGCUCAAGACCAAGACGGCUGAGCUGCUGGGUGAAAAGUGAGUUCCGCUACCGGUCCAGGCUGGUCCGCCACCGCAGCUGUGAACCUACACUAGCCCUGGUGGUGCUGUGCCGCUGCCCGCCCGCUGUUGGCAGUCCACCGGCCGUCCCGAGUCGUGAGUGGGACGGUGGAUCGGUACCUCAGCCCUGGCCGCCCUCCGCGGUAUCUCAGAGCCACGGCGGGGUCCCGCCGGUCGAGCGGCAGCUCGAACUGAGGUUAGUGGUCCCUGGUCGAUCGAUGGUCGGCUCCAAUUCUAGGUUGAGGAAACAGGGGGAUUCUCAGACUCUGGAGCGAUCACUGCCGCAGAAGUGUUGAAUAGUGAGAGGUGUUGCCAAUUGUUUUCUAUGAGCUUUGUAUGGUGUGUGUUGGACGUGAUGCGUAUGGGAUCUGUUACGUGUGGCGAUUGAGCGCUGUUUGCCAAUAUAGGUACGUGGCGGAUA
This is a messenger RNA of Amphibalanus amphitrite, 1867 nucleotides long. RefSeq names its product ribosome-recycling factor, mitochondrial-like. Gene Ontology annotation, biological process: translation. Bases 596 to 1429 code for a protein of 277 amino acids. The transcript has 6 exons. Gene Ontology annotation, cellular component: mitochondrion. The record is from RefSeq and is a predicted model, not a curated record. NCBI's taxonomy places the organism in Eukaryota, Metazoa, Arthropoda, Thecostraca, Balanomorpha, Balanidae. Gene Ontology annotation, molecular function: ribosomal large subunit binding.